Erigeron canadensis is the source of this 2700-nucleotide messenger RNA. RefSeq lists its product as uncharacterized. The transcript is spliced from 4 exons. Gene Ontology annotation, biological process: regulation of monopolar cell growth. Lineage: Eukaryota; Viridiplantae; Streptophyta; Magnoliopsida; Asterales; Asteraceae. The coding region runs from base 206 to 2494 and encodes 762 amino acids. The record is from RefSeq and is a predicted model, not a curated record.
ACAAUAAAACACACUCUUUCACAAUUUCUUUUAUAAAAAAAAAACCAUCCUAAAAAUAAAGUACUACGAGUAUUAUAUUGUGUUCAUGAAGUUUUCUGACCAAAUGUAAAGUAGUAACGUUACCAAAUAUAUAUACACUGUGUGUGUCUGUCUCGGAAGGAAAAACAGAACAGCCUCUCCGGUGUCGGAAUCUCACCGGAAAAAAAUGAUGACGGAAAAUGUUGAAAAACAGAUAGAAAAACAAAUUGGUUGCAUGUCUGGUUUUCUACAUAUAUUUGACCGCCAACAGAUUUUGUCUAACAAACGUAUUUACUCCACUAAACGCCUUCCUCCUUCCACAAGUGUUGAUACAUCACCAGAGUCAGUUAAAUCCGUGAAGUCAUCUCCGAUAAAGCCGGUUGAGAAGAUAGUGACGGUUGAACCGGUUGUUUCCGUCCCUCAAAGCCCGGACCGGUUCAAACCGUCUCCGGGCUCAAACAAUGUAACACCACCUAAGUCGCCUCUACCGUUCCCUCUUUUCGAGACGAAAGAGGGAACAAUGAGGACGUCAUGGAAGUUUUGCAAGGAAAUGCCUAGGCUGUCUCUUGACAGCCGGGCAACGACUGACUCGAAAGGUGGUCUUUGCCCGAAAGACAAUGGAGCUAACUCUCGGUCCCCUAGUGUCAUUGCGAGACUGAUGGGACUGGAGCAGCUUCCGUCUUCGGACUCUGGGAAUUUACAGAGUCCGGAGACGGUGAAAAAACCGGAGUUAAGAAGGUCGGCUUCUGAAUCUAGAGUGUCGCGAGAUUUGUUUAACUCUCGAUUCGUUGAAGGAAACGGUUUGAACCCGAAUAAACAACCCGUUGAAACAAAUUUGGGUAAUGAGAAAAUCCGAGAUAAUGUGAGAAACAGAAAUGGGCAGAAUGGCAGGGGUAUAGAGGCUAGAAAGAAUUUACCAAGAAACCAAAAAAGUGAAUCUCAAUGGAGAUCGAGGAGCUUCUUUGACUCCGGGGAUUUUUUCCCAGAGCCAAAGCAGAGUACAAAUCAAAAUCAAAUGUGUGGCGAUUCCGAAAAGCUAUUGAAGAUGAGAGGAAUCGAUGAUCGUACUAACGAUCUCGAGUCGUUGAAACAUAUUCUUGAAGCGUUGCAGCUUAAAGGUCUUUUGCACAGCAAAAACAAAAGACCUUUAAGCUAUGACGGUCAAAGAAACUUUGUUUAUGAUCAAAGUUUCAUGCCUAUUGAUGAUUCGAACAAUGUUGUUAUGAAGCCAUGGCUGUCUGGUGGGACCAAUCAGAGAUUCGGGAAUACUUUCGGAGUAGUAAAUAAUAGAUACUCCUCCGAAAGUAUACAUUCCCCAAAGAAAGAAUAUGGUGUGAUUGAUCGAAGUGGAAGGAGUCCUGUGAGAUCUAGAAACUCGUCUCCGGUAUCUCGAAGUGGCAAUUCUAUUGUUAAACGAAAGCCAUUAAGCAUUGAAACACAAAGGAGUUUUAAUGAAUCCACUAAUUCAUCAAGAAGAAAUUCACCGGUUAAUUCUCCAAAGCUUACCCCUAGAAGAAACGGAUCCGGAUCUGGAUCCAAUUAUCAGUAUGUUACUGACCGGUCUCCUAGACACAGGAGACCUACAGACAUGAUUAGUUCAAAUAGAAAAGCUGCACGGAACUUUCGUACAGAGGAUGAAUCGUCAUCUUUUUCAGAAAGUUCUGGCAGUACAACUUCUCAGUCAGAUCCAGAGAGACCAAAAACCGAAUACAAAGAUGGAAAAAGUUUGCUUGCAAGAUGUGACAAGUUACUAAACAGCAUUGCCGAAAUGAACACUAUCAACGAGUCACAUACUACUUCAAACUCCGUCUUACCGAGUCCAGUAUCAGUACUGGACUCCGUAUUCGACAUCAAUGAGUCAUCAUCUCCGUCACCGGUUAUGAAACGUAACAUUGAUUUCAAAGAUGUUAUGGUUGAUAUGGACGACGAUAUUUGGAACUCGAUUAUCUUUUCAUCCACAUCAACCAGUGUAGAUGAAUCCGAAUAUGAUGAUUCGUAUUACACCUAUAUUUCAGAUAUACUGAGAGCGUCUAGAUAUAUUCCAGACGACUCUAGUGUGUAUUAUUUCUUGGAAAAAGAAAAAUAUGGAAAUGACGCGUCGAAAAGUAGUAAAGCCCAAAGGAAGCUAGUAUUCGACGCGGUCAUUGAGAUCUUGGACCAACAAAGAGAGUUGCCCCCAUGGAAUGCAGAUUCGAUAAUUGAAUAUGGUAAUUGUAACAAACAAGUUUAUUCCGAGUUUUUAAAAAUUCGUGAGCCAGAAACAGCAGACAAUGUGUUGGAUUUGAUAUGUAUUGUGCUUAAAAGAGACCUUGCAAGAAGCAAUGGAUGGGGUGAUCGCCCGAUAGAGAUUUCCGAAUCAGUAUUGUACAUCGAACGGUUGAUAUUCAAGGAUUUGAUUUGCGAAACAAUACAAGAUCUAGCCAAAUAUGCCGGGAAAUCAACCUUUUUCGCGCCACGAAGGAAAUUGGUUUUUUAAAUCCUAUUCUAAUUUUAAUAAUCAUUGGGCAGGCAGACUUGAAGAAAGAAUCUGUUUAGUUUAACUUAGCCUUAAUUGUUCCCGCUCUUUUUUCUUUUAGUUUUAAAAAGAUGUAUGUUUUACAGUUUUUUUUUUUUUUAUUAUAUAUUUUAGUUGGUAGUGGUGGUAUUAGUGUAUGGAUUUUAUAUGAAUAAUGUUAAUGUUAA